AAUGAGGCUUUUACUGAGUCUCGAACAAAACAAAGCUCUUUUACACGCGGGCUCGCGACAGCUCAUCUGUGAACGUGUAUGGCUUCUCGAAUAAACUGUAGCGAGUACAUUUAACCUGUUCCUGUCAUAUCUGCUUGGACCACUGGUGUGACAUGCGGGGUUAAUGAAUCUGGAGAUUGAGAAGAGAAAGCUAAACUCACAGUAAGGAGAACAAACAAAAGAGUUACCUUUUCUCAGCUCAGUUUGUCAAGGAACGUCAAUAUCAGAGCUUCACAUCUUCAGAUUUGAUUAAACCAAGUCAAUGGACACCAGGGCACAAUUACAGAAGCUACUGUCAGAGUAUGUUGUGGACACACUCAGCUACAUUCAGACAGUGAGAGAUUUCUGUGACAAAGAGUAUAAAUGGACCCUUCAGAGAGAGACAGAGCUGGAGAAGAUGAGAGACAUCAAGGACCAGGCAGACAAAAUCAGUCUUGGGUUUGACCAUGUUCAGCGCUCGGAUAACAAAGCCAAGGCUUUUGGGGAGUACAUGUGGAGUGGUUUAACUCAGGUCACAGCUGACUCCAAAAAUCAGGAGCUGGCGAAAGAGCUGGGUGCUGUCCUUAAGGACACUCUCGAGGGGCUGGAGAAACUGGACCACUUCUUGGAUGCUGUGGAGAAGCUAACGGUCACAUCACUAUUUGUCUUCAUUGGACAGAGUUUCCUGCCUAAGGAAGAGAGCCCUGAAAGUGUGCGAGCGGUCAUCACAGCUGCCAGAAUGGCCUGUCCUCUCCUCAUCCACUUUAAGCGAAAUGCAGAAACCUUCUUCCUUCCUAUAAUCAGUAAUGUGGAUGUCCUGGCCUUUCAGCUGGACAAAUACAUACGCACCACACAACAGCUUUGUGAGCGACUAGAGAAAAAAUCCAAGAGUGUUUUGUGGUCUGGAGGCUUCCAUGAAUGGAGGAAGGGUGAAGUUGUGAAGUUCAGUUUGAACUUAAGUGACAACUCCAUGCAAAAAAUGCUUGAUCAUUUGAAACAGUUAUGGAAAAUAAGGAUGGACCAGCACACCAGGCUGACAUUCAUUUUUCAGAAAGACACUCUGCAUUUCAUUGGUUUAUUCAGUCAGCGUCGCUCUAGAAUGGAGCAGUUCCUCUCAGAUCUGGAAGAGAGUGCGGUUCAACUGGACAGGAUGAAGAUGGGAGCCAGUAUCUCCACUGUGGCUGGAAGUUCAGUGGGGGUAGCAGGGGGCAUCUUGUCCAUUGUUGGUCUCGCUCUUGCCCCUGUCACUGCAGGAGUGUCUUUGGCUCUCACUCUUACAGGGGUUGGUCUGGGGGUGACCAGUGGUGUCAAUAGCCUAGUCACAGGCAUCACUGAAGCAGCAGUCAACAAUCACCAUGGGAAAAAUGCACAAAGCAUUUUCCAGAGAUACAUGGAUGAUGUGCAGAAGAUUGUAGACUGUCUGGAGAAGGCCAGCAGUGUGGAGCGUUUAGAGGGGCCAGAUGUAGUCGAUAUGUUUGUAGCUGGGAAGUUGAUUGCCUGUGCUGGAGGAGUGGCCAAAGGUAUUGAUGCUUUGGUGGAUGCAGCUUCAGCUUUUAAAGUGCUCAAAAGGGAGGAAGUGAUUGCUACUGCAACCAAGAUAGGACUCCAGGAGGCACAAAGUGCUCGCAACAUACCCAAGCUCCCUGCAGACCUGCCUGACAUUGGGCAGCUGACAAAAGGGUUGCCGCUUGCGCUCUCAAAGUCUGCUAGAGCUGGAUUUAUCACUUUAAAUGCCCUCUUUAUUGGCCUGGAUGUCCUUUUUAUUUGCAAAGACAGUAUAAGUCUGGCAAAUGGGAGCAAGAGUGAGGCUCCUCAGCUCAUCCGCUCUAGAGCAGCUCUGUGGAAAUCUGAGUUGGAGGCCUGGCAAAAGAUUCAUGAUUCCUUAUGCAUAGGAAUAUGGAGGUUUAGGAAGAGCCAGGAAGUUUUGGAGCAACUCUUUCUUCCUUAGAUAUUUGAUUGAGAGAUGAAGGUGAUUUAAUAAAAUGGUAAUAUUACAAAAUACUGCUCAAGAUCGAAAAGAGUUAAGAGUAUUCAAUAUUUGCAUUCCAAAUAUAUGUUUGCAUCUAUACUGUAUAUAGCAUGUAAAUAGGGUCCUCGAGACACUAACAGUAAUACCCUUGAUUUAUGGCACCUGGUAAUUAAUAGGAUUUUUAGAAAAGUCAAUACACACUAGUGGAGGUCUAAGCUUGUAACUCUUUGUUCUUCAUGUAUACACAUGUACACAUGAUUUAAAAUGUCAAAUCACAAAUAGCUUCUAAAAAGAUGGAGCAGAAAUCAUGUUUGUAUGUGUCAAGUUGUUGCUUAUCUUUAUAUUUUUGAAAAGCAGUCUGGUUGCAGCUCAUCAGAGUUAAAUAAUUUGGCUGUUUAUUUUGUGUUAUUUGCUUUAAGGAUGGUGACCUUCAGGAGUUUCAGUUAAACAUUGACAAGACAAACAAAAUGGCACUUUUGACUCUUAAUAGACCUUAUUCACGCUAGUGCCAUCUUUGAUUUUUAAUGGGAAUGGCAACAAGGCUUUGAGGGACAUUCGGUAUACAAAGAACUCCAGACAACAUGAGCUGUGUAAAAUCAGAUGUGAUCUAGGAGCGUAAUACAGCUUUAUACCGUUAGUGCUGCAUGGUGUGUCUGGGAUACAUCCCUUACCGCUGCCCCACACCACCAGGAGAUGUUCUGGGAUUAAUGGGGCUGUGAUGGGUGACUCCUGGCUGAUGACCCUGUAGCUGGACGACUUAAGGCACUGGUGGAGGUGUGGCAGGCAGUAAAGCCCAGCCGGUUCAGACAGCUACCUGUGCAUUUGAUUAAUGGCACAAUUUUUGUAAUGUGUAGACUCAGCAAAGUGAGAGAGUUGUGUUGUGUAAAUCUGAUGUUUAUUGUAAAUUGGUACAUGUCUCAUCACUGUCAUGACUACUAUGUUGCUCGGAACUGCACCCAAGAAUUUCACACACUAUUGCACUUGUGUAUAUGGUUGUGUGACAAUAA
Molecule: messenger RNA, 2994 nt
Organism: Myxocyprinus asiaticus (Chinese sucker)
Lineage: Eukaryota; Metazoa; Chordata; Actinopteri; Cypriniformes; Catostomidae
Exons: 5
Coding region: 302-1966 (554 amino acids)
Biological process (GO): lipid transport; lipoprotein metabolic process
Cellular component (GO): membrane; extracellular region
Molecular function (GO): lipid binding
Source: RefSeq, a predicted model, not a curated record